Messenger RNA from Cladophialophora psammophila CBS 110553, 1623 nucleotides. RefSeq lists its product as uncharacterized. The transcript is spliced from 3 exons. Gene Ontology annotation, biological process: transmembrane transport. Gene Ontology annotation, molecular function: transmembrane transporter activity. The record is from RefSeq and is a predicted model, not a curated record. Lineage: Eukaryota; Fungi; Ascomycota; Eurotiomycetes; Chaetothyriales; Herpotrichiellaceae. The coding region runs from base 1 to 1623 and encodes 540 amino acids.
AUGGCAGACUCGAAUCGCAAUGUGGUCCCUGGGACCAUUCACCUCGUCGACACUGAGGCUGCUGAUCACUCUGGCAAGAAGGAUAUUGUCCUUAACCCACGUCCAAGUUCGGACCCAGAAGACCCGUUGAACUGGUCCAAGAAAAGGAAGCUGUGGGCAAUCACCAUGGCCUAUAUUUACAUCCUAGGCAUUGGGAUGUCCACAACCGUUCAGUAUUCCAUCUUGACGAAUAUAGGUGAGGCAACCGGCAUCUCGCUUGCGGACAUCAAUACCGGCACCGGCUUGCAAUUCCUGUUUGCGGGCUGGGGAUGUCUCUUUUGGCAGCCAGUGGCGCUCACAUAUGGACGACGAGGAGUGUAUAUCCUGAGCAGUCUGUUGGCAAUUGGUCCGAUGAUCUGGACCGUAUACACAACUUCUACAAGCAUAUGGUGGGCUCACCGCAGUCUUUUGGGUCUCAUCGUUGCUCCGGUGGAGUCAUUGGGCGAAAUCUCCGUCUCCGACCUGUUUUUCGCUCACGAACGCGGCAAUUACAUGGGCAUUUAUACUCUGCUGGUGUUCGGUUCCAAUGCCCUGGCACCCUUUCUGGCGGGGUUCGUCACCUACUCGAUGGGCUGGGAGGCUGCUAUAUGGUUCGGAACCAUUAUCCUCGGCGUCUGCACGGUGAUAAUCUACUUCGGAAUGGAAGAAACAAUGUACUUCCGCCACACCAUCGAAGGGAUUGACGAGGGAGCUGCAGAGGUGGCCUCGGGGGUGGAAACCCUGGGAGAAAAGUCCGAUGCUGUCUCCAAAAGUGCUCCUCUCCAGGAACCCAUCUCUCCUAUCGCAGAGUCGAUCCGUCUUCCACAACGAACGUACUGGCAGAAGCUGCACCUUUUCAGACUCGACAAAGACCGCCCUUCAGUGAAACAGAUGUUCAUCAUGAUGGUUCGACCACUGUGGAUGUUCUUCUACUUUCCCAACGUCAACUGGGCCGGCUUCCUCUAUGGUGCUUCCUUGUGCUGGUACAAUGUGCAAAACGCCACCAUGGCAUUGAUCCUGAAUGCUGCCCCUUACAACUUCUCUGCCAGGGCGGUCGGGAUUUCAUAUCUGUCAUUGCUGAUUGGCUGCACCGUGGCAUGGUGGUGGGCCGGAUGGGCUGGCGACGAAAUCGCCAUCAGAAUCGCCAGGCGGAACCGGGGCAUACGUGAACCAGAGCACAGACUUUGGCUUCUGACCUUUUCUGGAACACUCGCAACAGCAGGACUGAUUCUCUGGGGCGUGGGCGCCGCUCACCAGAUCCAUUUCAUGGGUCUAAUUAUCGGCCUGGGCAUGACAAGCUUUGGGAUUGUGAGUGGCGGGAGCACUUCGCUUGCAUACGAUGUCGACUGUUUCAAGGAGAUCGCUGGGGAGACUGUCGUUCUGGUUAUCGUUAUUCGCAACACAAUGGGCUUCGGGAUGAACUAUGGGAUUACUCCGUGGUUGGAGAACACCGGGACACAGAACUGCUUCAUUGCCGUAGCUUUUCUCUGUCUGUUCUCCAAUUUCAGUUUCCUGUUUAUGACCGUCUGGGGCAAGAAAUUACGGCGCAUGUCCGCGAAGAAGUACUGGGAAUAUGUGGACACGCUGAUUGUUGGGGCACAUUAG